Oryza brachyantha (malo sina) is the source of this 2203-nucleotide messenger RNA. Its product is annotated as asparagine synthetase [glutamine-hydrolyzing] 1. The record is from RefSeq and is a predicted model, not a curated record. The transcript is spliced from 13 exons. Gene Ontology annotation, molecular function: asparagine synthase (glutamine-hydrolyzing) activity. The coding region runs from base 65 to 1867 and encodes 600 amino acids. Gene Ontology annotation, cellular component: cytosol. Lineage: Eukaryota; Viridiplantae; Streptophyta; Magnoliopsida; Poales; Poaceae.
GCUCGAGCAUCCACCGUCUCCUUCCUCCUCGCCGUUCGCCGCGCGCGACACCACCGGCGCCACCAUGUGUGGGAUCCUUGCCGUGCUCGGCGCCGCCGACUGGUCGCAGGCGAAGAGGGCGCGCGUCCUCUCCUGCUCCCGUAGGCUGAAGCACAGGGGACCCGACUGGUCCGGGCUGUACCAGUGCGAGGGAAACUUCCUCGCGCAGCAGCGGCUCGCCGUCGUCUCCCCGCUCUCCGGCGACCAGCCGCUGUACAACGAGGACCGGACCAUCAUCGUCGUGGCCAAUGGAGAGAUCUACAACCACAAGAAGAUCCGGAAGCAGUUCGCCUCCAAGCACACGUUCAGCACCGGCAGCGACUGCGAGGUCAUCAUCCCGCUGUAUGAGGAGUACGGGGAGGACUUCGUCGACAUGCUGGACGGCGUGUUCUCCUUCGUCCUCUACGACACCCGCACCAAGACGUACAUGGCCGCACGCGACGCCAUCGGCGUCAACCCCCUCUACAUCGGCAGGGGCAGCGACGGCGCCGUCUGGAUAUCGUCCGAGAUGAAGGCGCUGAACGAGGACUGCGUGAAAUUCGAGAUCUUCCCCCCCGGCCACCUCUACUCGAGCGCCGCCGGCGGCCUCCGCCGGUGGUACAAGCCGCAGUGGUUCGCGGAGAACGUCCCGGCGAUGCCGUACCAGCCGCUCGUCCUCAGAGAGGCCUUCGAGAAGGCUGUAAUCAAGAGGCUCAUGACUGACGUGCCGUUCGGCGUCCUCCUCUCCGGCGGCCUUGACUCCUCUCUCGUCGCCUCCGUGACCAAGCGCCACCUCAUCGAGACUGAAGCCGCCGAGAAGUUCGGAACUGAGCUCCAUUCCUUCGUCGUUGGCCUCGAGGGCUCCCCUGAUCUGAAGGCUGCAAGAGAGGUAGCUGACUACCUAGGAACCAUCCAUCACGAAUUCCACUUCACUGUCCAGGAUGGCAUCGAUGCGAUCGAGGAAGUCAUCUAUCACGAUGAGACGUACGACGUGACGACGAUACGGGCCAGCACGCCGAUGUUCCUCAUGGCGCGCAAGAUCAAGGCGCUCGGGGUUAAGAUGGUGCUGUCCGGUGAGGGCUCAGAUGAGCUCCUCGGUGGUUACCUCUACUUCCACUUCGCCCCUAACAAGGAGGAGUUCCACAAGGAGACCUGCCGCAAGGUGAAAGCGCUGCAUCAGUAUGACUGCCUACGUGCCAACAAGGCGACCUCCGCCUGGGGUCUGGAGGUCCGUGUGCCGUUCCUCGACAAGGAGUUCAUCAACGUCGCCAUGAACAUGGACCCAGAGUGGAAGAUGUACGAUCCUAAUCUUGGUCGCAUCGAGAAGUGGGUCAUGAGGAAGGCGUUCGACGACGAGGAGCAGCCUUACCUGCCAAAACACAUUCUGUACAGGCAGAAAGAGCAGUUCAGUGACGGUGUCGGAUACAACUGGAUUGAUGGGCUCAAGGCUUUCACCGAGCAGCAGGUCAGUGAUGAAAUGAUGAAGAACGCUGCCAAGGUGUACCCACACAACACCCCCAUCAACAAAGAGGCGUACUACUACCGCAUGAUAUUUGAGAGGCUCUUCCCUCAGGAAUCGGCGAGGGAGACGGUGCCGUGGGGCCCUAGCAUCGCGUGCAGCACGCCGGCGGCGAUCGAGUGGGUGGAGCAGUGGAAGGCGUCGCACGACCCCUCCGGGCGGCUGAUCGCCUCCCACAACUCCGCCUCCGCCAACCAUACCAACGGCAACGGCAACCACGCCAACGCCAACGGCAAGGCCAAUGGCCACUGCGCGAUGGUGGCCAACGGCAACGGGACGAACGGCGUGGCGGUGGCUAACGGGACAGCCAACGGAGAGAUGGAGGCAUAACGCCGGCGAACUCCCGAAGCUGGCUGGCCGGCCGGCCGGCCGGCCGUCGAUCGCGCUAGCCGAUGAGAUUGACGGCCGUACGUGUUGUGUACACUAAAAAAAAGGAUAAAAGGGUACUAGUAGGUGUGCGUGUGUUCACCGACCGCCCAUGACAUUGGCGCGUUCUAGUACUAGUAGUAUUUGUUACGUGCGUGUUUGUGCCGCUCCUGUUGUACUGUACCGUCACCCUUUUGUCGUUGUGCGUGUGCGAGAGAGACAAGAGCAAUCGAUUCAAGCAUGUGGAGAGUGAUGAUCACUUUGAACUCAUCCUUGAAUUGAUACACCGUAAUUAGUUAA